This is a messenger RNA of Pseudophryne corroboree (corroboree frog), 3276 nucleotides long. Its product is annotated as zinc finger MYM-type protein 1-like. Lineage: Eukaryota; Metazoa; Chordata; Amphibia; Anura; Myobatrachidae. The coding region runs from base 1 to 3276 and encodes 1091 amino acids. The transcript has 2 exons. The record is from RefSeq and is a predicted model, not a curated record.
AUGUCUGGAAUCAAUAAAGAAAGUAAUGAGGAGGUAAAAGGUAUUAAAAUCUUCAAUAUCAGCUCCCACGUCCUCACAGAGAAUGGGAAGAAAGUCCUAGAAAAGGGUCUUAAAUAUGCUCCCGCUAUACCGAUCAAUAAAUUUGAGACUUUUGUCAAUAUCCAUAAAUUUAUACGGAAGUUAUGCAUUAAAAAAUUAUUUUUAUCAAAAGAAUCAGUAGAGGAAUUAGGUAAUAUAGAAAUGACAGACCAUACACCUUUCAAACCAAAGUCUGUCUUUUAUCCUGCCCACGUUAAGGGGAAUUUUAUUGAUACUUUUUGCCAGUUGGUACAGGAAGAUGUUAGAGAAUUUAGACCCACAGGAAUAAAACACAAUUUUACCUCGAAAGAGAGGGCAGCUCUAAAGGAUUUAAAACAGAACACAGAAAUAGUCAUCAAGCACUAUAAAAUGUCUUCAAAGAGAAGUUCUUCUUCAGAAGACAAAGGAGAGGAGGUGGCUAAAAAGAAAACAUAUAAAAGUGGCUCGGUAAAAAGAUCGCAGGCUUUACAAAAGAGUCUGAGAGAAGCAGGGAAUGCACCAGGCCAACAAAAGCUAUGGCAGCUAAAGGAUAUCACUGUGGAGUCAGUGGACUUAACAGUUCAAGAUGUUCCUAAAGAAACACUACAACAGGAAGCUGCAGCAUCAGUAGCUAGUGCAGAUGAAGGCCUGUCUACUGUAAUAAUAAGUGAACCAGAAUACUCAGGAGAAAAUAUUGGUGGUGCCAGCGUCACUGAAACCCAUGGUGAAGAUACAGGCAGUUCUACAGAAAGUGACAUUUCCUUUUCACCUCUUCCAUCUUCAGCUGAAAAAUGUAAUGUUUUUCAUGCACCUGAAGCAUUAUGCAGUGUUUCUGUUAAGUUACAUUUUAUGAAAGCUCAUCCUGUGCAGCCAUCCUCAGAUGCUACCCAUACGCUGCCAUUCCACGCACAUAAGGUCUACUAUCGACAUGUACCGGGUGGAAGUGCCAUUCAGAGGAAAUGGCUGUCUUAUUGUGUUGACAGCCAAAAAAUCUUUUGUUCCACAUGUAUGGCAUUUUGUAGUAUUCGAAAAAGUAAUUUUAUUUUUGGCUGGAAGGUUAAUAAAGACCAUGUGAAUAGCAGAGUUAGGGAACAUGAGGAAUCGAACCAGCAUCAAGCAGCUGUUAAUGCAUAUUUAUCUGCAGAAAGAAAAAGUGACAUAGAAACGUUAAUUAAUGUAAAUUUGGCAAACAAAAAAAGAGAUAUAGUACAGCACAAUCGCAUGGUAAUCAGUCGAUUGAUUGCUAUCAUACUAUACAUUGCUAAGCAAUGCCUUGCUUACAGAGGGAAGGAUGAGGCUGCUCAUACAUUACUGAAUAGUCAAGUCAACCACGGUAACUUUCUCGAGUUAGUUCUCCUUUUGGGCAAAUUUGAUGAAGUUCUUGAAAAACAGAUAGAGCAAGCAGUUGCAAAAAGCAAGGCCAGGAAAAGACGCCAACAAGAAAGUAAAGGAAGGGGUGGACUAGUAACCUUUUUAAGUAAAACAACAGUUAACAAGUUGAUAAUAAUAAUAAUAAUAAUAAUAAUGGGAAAUAUGAUAAAGCAGAAAAUUAGCCAGUAUGUAAAAGAUGCUGUAAAAUUCAGUGUGGAAAUGGACAGUACACAGGAUAUUGGUGUUGUGGAACAAUGCAGCAUUAUAUUAAGGUACACCAAAGAUGGCAUGGUUUCUGAAAGACUCUUUGGUCUUGUUGAUGUAAAAAGCACAACUGGGGAAGCUUUAUUUUCAGUUCUGAAGGAGCGACUAGAAAUGUUUUCUCUGCCCAUAAGUAACAUUAUUGGUUGCUCUUUUGAUGGUGCUGCUAACAUGAGUGGGUGCUACAAUGGAUUACAGGCACACAUAAAAAGUGAAUCCUGUAAGGCUGUCUACACUUGGUGUUAUGCUCAUAUUCUCAAUUUGGUAAUUGUAGACAUUACUCAAUGUGUAACUCCAGUGAAGUCGUUAUUUGGGCUCUUAGAGAAAACAGCAUGUUUUUUUUCAGAGUCUUACAAAAGAUUGUCUGUGUGGAAAGAACAGGUCUCAAAACAAAGACAUGGGCAGGAAAAACUUUCCAGACUAAAGAAAAUUGGUGACACACGCUGGUGGAGCAAGCCUAGGGCAUUAAGUACAAUUUUUGGAUCAGCUUCUGACCAAUCUAAUGAAUUGUACAGCACUCGUCUUUAUUGCCUGGAGUACAUUUCACUGUCUCCAGAGUAUGAAAGUAAAAUCAUUAGUAAGGCAGAGUACUUGCUCCAUGGUUGGACAAGACACGAAACAUUACUUGUCUCAUUUAUGUUCAUGCAGAUCUUUGAAAUUGUGACUCCUGUUUCAGAUUAUCUGCAGACUGCUGGCCUGGAUAUAUUACAGGCUUGGCGAAUGGUUGGCACUGCCAAGAGUCUGCUUCAAAAGCUUAGAACUUCAUUUUCCAAACUGAUUGUAUUAGUGAAUGCAUUUACAGAAAAAGUGGAUAGUUCUCUUGACGGGCUUUCUGUUAGUGCAGAAGUACAAAAAAGUCUGCCAGGAAAAAGGAUAACUAGGAAAAAAAUGAUGCCUGGUGAGUUAUCUCAAGAUGAGCCUAUAGAAGACCCCCUUAAAGGUUUUGAAAUUCAGACAUUCUAUGUUGUACUUGAUCAAGCAGUACAGAGUAUUGAUAGAAGGGUUUCAAAAAAUGAAAGCCUCAUUCGGGAUUUAACCUACUUUGAGCCAAGGCAGUUUGCCCAUAUGAAGCAGGGUCAGAGUGAGAUCCCAAUAGAAGCUCUGAGAACAGUUGCCGAUUUGGCCGAGGUAGACAUUGUUCAACUUAAAGUAGAACUAGUUAAUUUUGUUCAGAAUUAUUCUGUGCUUAAAAAUCCAGAUUCUCCUCAGAUAACAAGUGUUACUGAAGAAGAACUUGAUGUUGAGGACACAAUGUCCUUGAAUAUGAAAAAUAAGGCAUGUGAAAACUGCCUGACCUGCUGCUACCGGCUCUUAUAUCAUCACAAUUUACACUCUGCAGCAUAUAUGAAUCUGUUUGUAGUUUACAAAACUCUCCAUACAUUAGCUUGUACACAGGUAUCUUGUGAAAGAGUUUUUUCCAAACUUAAAAUUGUAAAAACUCGACUGAGAUCAAUGAUAGGCCAGGAACUGCUAGAAUCAUUUCUGCUUCUCAAUACUGAAAGGGACAUUGCAGGCAGCUUCGUAUUUGACGAGAUCAUUGACACAUUUGCACAUUCAUCUUCCCUCCUUGAAAGGCUGCUUCUUUAA